This is a messenger RNA of Coccidioides posadasii C735 delta SOWgp, 360 nucleotides long. RefSeq lists its product as uncharacterized. The record is from RefSeq and is a predicted model, not a curated record. NCBI's taxonomy places the organism in Eukaryota, Fungi, Ascomycota, Eurotiomycetes, Onygenales, Onygenaceae.
AUGCCUCAGGACAUGCCCCCAGUUGGGGGCUACAAGCCUGUUCAAUAUAAGCGCAACCUCCCCGUUCGCGGCUUUAGACCGGUUUACUACUUGCUUGGAAUGCAUGCCAUUAUGGGAUAUGGAUUCUAUAAGCUGUGGCUUGGCCAACGAGAGAAGAACGAACUUGCUCGCGAGAAAACCUGGGCUCGAAUUCAUUUGAUUCCCCUUCUCCAGGCGGAAGAAGACCGCGAUCAAGUCCGACGAUACUUUGCCGAUCGGGCGAGAGAGAAGGAGUUGGUUGGGACAGAGAUCAAGGUUUACAACUCAGACCGAUUUGUGAGACCGACCUUCGCGUAUACCCCUGCUCAGCCCGCUCAAUAG